Cylindrotheca closterium is the source of this 1463-nucleotide messenger RNA. Lineage: Eukaryota; Bacillariophyta; Bacillariophyceae; Bacillariales; Bacillariaceae. The record is from the annotation of a GenBank genome assembly.
AUGAUGAAGGUGCGGAGAUCGGUUCUUGCCGUACGUAGCCUUUCCACAAAACGGCUAGAGAGGUCGACGAAAGGUGACGCUGCAUACGAAAGCUACUUGCAGUCUGCAACAGUACGACAUCGACGAAACAGAGCGCGGACGAAAGAAAAGAAAUUGCCUGAAAAUAAGACUGAGCCAAAAAGGUUGAGUGGGAGACGAGAGAGAGCCGCGAAAAGCGUCAUUCCAACUCGGACGGCAGGCACACAAACUCAUCGAACUAAAAGAAUUGGUGCUAGUGGAGAUCUUGCCAAAUCAGCAAGAAACGUCCCCGAAUCUUCUGUAGCCAAAAGAUUAGGGAUGACCUCUCAACCGCUUGCGGAAACUUCAACGCAAGUUGCUUCAAGCAAAAGCGCACCAAUCAUAGAAUCUGCUGAUGCACAUAGAAAUCGUUCAUCUUCAAAAAUUCCGCUGUUGGUGUUGUUUGGAUUGACGUCAGGAAGUAUUGUAUGGACGUUGGGGCAAUCUCAUGAGAUUCUAGAAAAAAAUCCACUAUUCCAGAAAUAUAUCGAUGAGGCGAGACAGCUUCUGCUGCCGCGAGGAGAUGUGAAGAGCAAAGAAAUGAAACAAGAUCAUACCAGUGAGAAGUCGAAGAAAGAACGAGAGCAAGAGCUAGAAGAUACUUUGUAUUGCAUCCCUGUGGUGGAGAUCCUUAAAUCUGUUGUACAUUACAUUGCAGCAAUAGGCAUACUAGUGCUUUCACUUUUUCUAGAACAGACUUCUUUAGCCUCAAAAGUUUCAAUCUUCACAUCUUUCAUCAAUGCCAUCAUUGGCAUUUCCAAUGUGGAAUGCUCUCUAAUCAAAUAUGAAGAAUCAUCAUCAGAUAUACAGUAUGAUUUUGAUUUGAGAUCUGAACUCUACCCAGCUGCCCCGGAUUCAGACCAUGAUGCUACACUUUCAGAUGGAGCCCCUUCCAGAAACCCUCGAGGACCACAACCCGACACCGAGCCAGAAGAUACGGGACCUGGGGACCAAGCUGAGUUGACCGAUUAUGAAGAGGAAAGAGAGGUCCCACUCAGCGCUUGGGUCCAUCUCAUGACAAAUCACUGUCGAGUGAAAUGUGUCGGACCCACGACAAACAGCAAGCAAGACAAUAUCAUAUCCCCACGUUGGUAUGAAGGAGUCCCAUCUACCAAGGACAUUGACAAGGAAACUGGGGAAUUUAUUAUUCACGGUCAACAAUAUGGUCAGUGUCAGACCGAGAAGGAAAUGGAUGAGCAUCUCAACCGAGUCUCCACUGAGGUUCUCUCCAUCUCAGACGAAGAGGAAGAGCAUGAUGACACCGAUGUCAAUACUAGCAAAGUGGAUUCUGAGGGACAAUUCUUGGAUGGCUCAGACGACGACCACCAAGACGACCUUGACCGAAUCAAUGAACUGAUCGCUGAGAUCGAAGAGGCAAAGUUGAAGAAGCUGAAAGCGGAGAAGGC